AGUUAAAUUAAAUAAAUUGAGGAUGUGGCAAAAAAAAAGUGGCCACGUCAGCUGGUGCGGUGCAGGGAGGGAUUAUUUACAAAGUGCGAAGUGUGUGUGUGUCGCACUUUGCAUUGUGUCAGGAGAGAGAGAGGAGCACGUUGUUGUUCAGGUGAGGCGGAGGAGCGGGCGAGCGCGCGCAGCUCCGCGUGCUCGGCGGGCUCGGCCGCGCUCGCCACACUCGCAGACAUCUACGACGAGGACGAAGAGGUGCGGCCGCUCAGCGAGUGGCAGCUGCUGCGGCUGAACGCGCCGGAGUGGGCGGCGCUGGUGGUGGGCGCGGCGGCGGCCGUGGUACAGGGCGCCUGCUUCCCCGUCAUGGCGUGGCUGGUGGGCGAGGCCGCCGGGAUAUUCGUGUUGCGGGAGCGCGCCGAGGUGCUGCAACGCGCGGACUUGUUCGCGGGCAUGUGCGUGCUCGUGGGCGCGGUGGCGGCGCUCGCCAUGUUCCUGCAGAACGCCACCUUCACGCACUCCGGCCUCCGCCUCACCAACAGGCUGCGACACCAGUACUUCUCUGCGAUACUGCGCCAGGAGGUGGGAUUCUUCGACAAGGCGAGCAACCGCGUGGGCGCGGUGUGCGCGCGGCUGAGCGGGGACGCGGCCGAGGUGCAGGCGGCGACCGGUCUGCGGCUGGGGCUGGUGCUGCAAGGCGUCAGCUCCAUGCUCAUCGGCGUCGUGAUGGCCUUCUGCUACGGCUGGAAGCUGACGCUCGUCGGCCUCGCCAUCUUGCCGCUGAUGUUCGCGAGCAUCUUCCUGGAGCGUCUGGUGUCGCAGAGCGCGCAGCGGCUGGAGCGCGCCGCCAUGGAGGACGCCACCGCCGUCGCCACGGAGGCCAUCGUCAGCAUCCGCACCGUGCAGAGCCUAGGCGUGGAGCGCGUGUUCCUGCAGCGGUUCAGCGAGGCGCUGGGGCGGGCGCAGGCGGCGGUGGCGCCGGGCAUGUGGUGGCGCGGCCUCGUGCUCGGCCUCGACCUCUACGUGCCCUUCAUGAUCUUUUGCAGCGUGAUGGUGUACGGCGCGAUACUCGUCGCCCGCGAGGGCUUCGCCUAUAAUAAUGUUAUGCUGUCGGUAUUUCUUCAUUUAAAAUACUUUUGAAUGGAAUAAAAUAAAUAUCCAACUGAGAUGUGA
Molecule: messenger RNA, 1164 nt
Organism: Papilio xuthus (Asian swallowtail)
Lineage: Eukaryota; Metazoa; Arthropoda; Insecta; Lepidoptera; Papilionidae
Product: multidrug resistance protein homolog 49-like
Exons: 6
Coding region: 358-1131 (257 amino acids)
Biological process (GO): transmembrane transport
Cellular component (GO): membrane
Molecular function (GO): ATP binding; ABC-type transporter activity
Source: RefSeq, a predicted model, not a curated record